Molecule: messenger RNA, 983 nt
Organism: Daldinia vernicosa
Lineage: Eukaryota; Fungi; Ascomycota; Sordariomycetes; Xylariales; Hypoxylaceae
Product: RmlC-like cupin domain-containing protein
Exons: 1
Coding region: 32-547 (171 amino acids)
Source: RefSeq, a predicted model, not a curated record
AUGUAAUAGGACAAAAGAAACGUCGACAUAUAUGUGUCACCAAGUAGCUCUCACAACGUCAGUGGCUUAUUCGUUCGACUUCAAAGUUUAUAGAUUUCGUAUCGUCCAAGUUUCAUCAACCAAUUCCACCAUCAUCAUGUCUCAUCCCGAACCAUCGCAACCGGUCCAAUCCAUCAAGGCUUCGGAUGUUCAAACAUCGGGAGCGCAGACAGAUGGAAUGAUCCGCUCCGAUGCCAUAGUUGAUAAAUGCGACGGUAUCUGCGCCACCAGCAUGCUUGCAAAACCACAUACUGCCUCGGCGGUCCAUCAUCACGGAGAACAAGACACCAUAGUCUACGCUGUUAAGGGACGAGGAACCGUCGUGUCUGAAGGGGGGACAAUGAGGGUAGAUUUGGAACCUGGGGACUUUGCCCUCAUCCCCGCGUAUAUGGAGCACCAAGAGGUGAACGACAGCGACGAGGAUAUCAUCUGGACCAUCGUACGCAGCGGGAGGAUUCCGGAUGUAGUGAAUCUUACCGGCUGGAACGGAGAACCCGUCAAGGGUUAGAUACCUAAAUUAAGCAAGAACCAAAUGCUUGUCCAUUUAUUGUGUAUAUAUAUGCGACCGAGAUAAACACGCCAACAUCCCCUAACAUCGUCUAUUCGCUCAACCCCUUAACUCCGUAUAUGAUCGUCUCCAAACGUCUGUCUAAUGUCUCUUAGCCCCUUCCGCCGUUGUAAUCAGCACCGCCGGCUCUCCGUAACCUAGUCACGAUGUCCUUCUCGUCAAGGUCGCCUCGAUCACGAGCGUCGACUGUUAUAGAAUGAUGCGCCAGCACCUUCUUCACGUGUGAGCUCUCUAUGGACACGCGAGCUUUGCGCAUCACCUUGACGCCCUCUCCGAUCCAUACGAUGAGCACGAACUUGACACGCUUGCUCUCCGAGUCGUUAUUGUAUUCGACUCGUACGUACGCGUAAUUGACCUGAGAGUCGUCUAGCUUCGA